Messenger RNA from Punctularia strigosozonata HHB-11173 SS5, 662 nucleotides. RefSeq lists its product as uncharacterized. NCBI's taxonomy places the organism in Eukaryota, Fungi, Basidiomycota, Agaricomycetes, Corticiales, Punctulariaceae. Bases 85 to 564 code for a protein of 159 amino acids. The transcript has 4 exons. The record is from RefSeq and is a predicted model, not a curated record.
GAGGCUUCUCCGCUGCCGUGGGGAACUAGCUACUGGCUACGCUCGAGCAAUCCAGGCUCAGUGGCAAUAUCCCGAUUCUUUACAAUGUCCGUCGUGAAGAGCAUCUCUGCUACUCGCCCUGUUAACCCUCCAGGAUGCUCUAUCGUGCUCACGGAGGCGCAAGUAUGGGAAGGACUCGAAAUCAAGCUUAGGCAUCCGACCACGUUCGUGGAUCUCAUCACCUUUUCCGAACUCGCAGAAGACCACGGGGACAAGAUUGUAAGGAAUAUACGGCUCAAAGGCAACCCGACGCUCAUUUCAGAGCCAUGCUGGUUCUACGCAAACACAAUGGCUCGCGGAACAUAUCCUAACGGGGAAUUCAUCGAAGACGUUAUAUCAUACGGUCCGAAUGACGAGCUGUACUUCAGCAUCACAUGCAUUAACAUCCUCGUUGGGGGACUGGGUGAACCCGAGGGUGGGGAGCCUCCGUCGGCGAAGGUCGUGGCGGCAAGACUUGGAGCUGAGAUAGAGAAGGCAUUACAGCGGAUACGAGAGCUGGUGGAGGACGGCACCAUUCCCAAGUAGCAUAUGACACUGCCGGUGCCAACAUUGAGAACCUGGCACUGAGAAAGCAGAAACUUGCAUUGUAGCAUUUGUUGCAUGACGAGUUUCGUUCCAACCGG